AACACGAAAUCUACGUGUAACAAAAUCCUUCUUUGAAUCCAAAGAGAAUCCAAAUCCAAAGUUGAAACAUGAAACUUGUAACACAUGCAGAAGAAAAUAGUUGCAUAUUUUUACCAAGUCCCUAUAAAUAGAAGCACGCAUAGCUAGCCAUAGGACAACAUCACUUUCUCUAUCCCCAUCCAGAAUAUUCUUUCAUUUCUUUGAUUCGCUUAACACUUUUUGCACCGCCAUACAACCUUUCAGCACCUGCUUCUCGUUUUGUUUUGUUCUUCAUUGUUCUGUCAUUGUCAUUGACAGAAGCUAAAAGGCAAAGACGGAAUGGCCAAUCCCCUGCAACUCAAGUCAUUGAAUCAUAUCUCAAUUGUGUGUGCAUCAGUGGAGAAAUCCGUUGAUUUUUACGUGAACGUUCUUGGGUUUUCUCCUAUUAAGAGACCUAGUUCUUUAGACUUCAAUGGUGCAUGGUUAUUCAAUUAUGGCAUUGGCAUACACCUUCUCCAAUCAGAAAACCCAGAAGGCAUGCCCAAGACUGCUCCCAUUAAUCCCAAGGACAACCACAUUUCUUUCCAAUGUGAAAGUAUAGCAGCGGUGGAGAAAAGACUGCAGCAAAUGAAAAUAGAGUACGUGAAAAACAGAGUAGAGGAAAGUGGAACCUACGUUGAUCAGCUAUUCUUCCACGACCCAGAUGGCAUGAUGAUUGAAAUCUGCAACUGUGACAACAUCCCUGUGGUGCCUUUAACAGAGGACAAAGUAUGGUCAUGCUCACGCUUCAAUUGCAAUAUUCAAAAUCACCAGCAGCAGAUUCAACAAAUGAUACCAAUGUAGUAAACAAGUUGCAAUGACAUGCCUGCCUUCAAUCCCCGUUAAUUCUUGUAUAUAACGAUCACAUGUAAACCAUGUUGUGUGUUAGCAAUAGUAAUAAAUUUUUCUGAAGAAAGUAUAAUUAGUAAAACUUUUUCUUUUCAUCGUUUUUCUCUUUUGUUGAGUUGGGACUUGGGGUGAAUGGGUGACGGUGAUCCAUUCCUAUAGUUCUAGCAUGUAUUCUAGACUGCAUAUGAAUUGAUAACCCAUUUGGAUUGGCUUCCCCUUCAUGUGCAAGGGAGGUUGAUUUAAC
Glycine soja is the source of this 1111-nucleotide messenger RNA. RefSeq lists its product as uncharacterized. Bases 319 to 822 code for a protein of 167 amino acids. Lineage: Eukaryota; Viridiplantae; Streptophyta; Magnoliopsida; Fabales; Fabaceae. The transcript is spliced from 3 exons. The record is from RefSeq and is a predicted model, not a curated record.